Cylicocyclus nassatus is the source of this 441-nucleotide messenger RNA. The record is from the annotation of a GenBank genome assembly. Lineage: Eukaryota; Metazoa; Nematoda; Chromadorea; Rhabditida; Strongylidae.
AUGAAGUUGUUGCUGCUGACAUCGAUCGUAGUCUAUUCAGCGGAAACACAGUACCCCGCGUGCGUCAGCAAUGAUGGCGCAAAUGUGAAGUAUAACAUUACUAAAGAGGACCGCGACGAAGCCUUAGAUAAAUGGGCUGUAGACAACGAUUUACUUGACGUUUACCGUAAAUACAGGACCACCGUAGAAUCAGCCAGAGAAGAACGACGGAAGGCAAUUCUUGGCACGCUAGAUUACUUGCGAGGGUUUUUUGAAAGGAUUGGAGAGCUUCAAGCUAAUAAGAGUUACACCUGCACCCAGGAGUCUGAUGGAAUUCGUGAGUUAUGCUCUACGCUCAACUUUCUCGAACGUCGGCUAGUUGAUACCCUGAUGUUCGCGUACAGGACUGGCUCAAGUGAAAAGGUCAAAAAGGCACUGAGAUUGGUUCCCGACGGCAAUUAG